This is a messenger RNA of Striga asiatica, 583 nucleotides long. The record is from the annotation of a GenBank genome assembly. NCBI's taxonomy places the organism in Eukaryota, Viridiplantae, Streptophyta, Magnoliopsida, Lamiales, Orobanchaceae.
AUGGAUCAUGAAGGGAACAACUGGGGCAUGUUGGCAAACCAAAACGAAGAAGUCCCCUAUUGUUCCUCACCCUUCCUUAUGAAGGAACCGACUAUUCAAACUUCCACGAAUCGAUCGAAUGAAAUCGCCAUAAGCCGCAAGGCGAAUUCGGCAUCUGGAAUCGCGGUGGACGACGAGUGCAAGCUGAAAUUCUUGGAGCUGAAAGCGAAGAGGAACUAUCGAUACAUCGUGUUCAAGAUCGACGACAAAGGCAAGCAAGUGAUGGUGGAGAAGGCCGGCGGCAGUGGAGAGACCUAUCAGGAUUUUUCCGACAGCCUUCCAGGAGAUGAUUGCCGCUAUGCGGUGUUCGACUACGAUUUCACGACCGAAGAGAAUUGCCAUAAGAGCAAGAUCUAUUUCAUUGCAUGGUCACCAGAAAUUGCUAGGGUGAGAACCAAGAUGCUGUAUGCAAGUUCAAAAGACAGAUUCAAAAGGGAAUUAGAUGGGAUUCAGGUGGAGUUACAAGCCACUGAUCCUAGUGAGAUGAGCUUGGACAUCAUCAAGGAAAGAGCUUAUUAAUAUUUUCUUAAUUACCUAUAUAGAU